UAUCUCAUCAGAACGGACAUUCCCAUUAGAAUUGAAAUGUACAAGUAUUCUUUUACUAACUAUAGCAGGGACUAUAGUGAAAGACAUUUUUGAUGGAUAUAACAAAUUACCCAUGCUCAACCAUUCAGCAAUUAACCAUGUGAGUUUAAUAUUUGGGGAAAUACUCGGUGGCAUUUUGUAGAAGGUAGGCUCGAUUUUUAACACAAUUACAGUGAUAUUACAUAUAGCGCCAGCUCACUUUUAAAUUGAGUUCUCAUUAAACAAAGGCUUUAUCUCUAAACGUGUUAUUUUACAGGAUACCCCAUGGCUGUAAAUAUGGGUAUGUGUAUCUAUAAUUAAUAUGAUAGUUUUAUGAUUUACUGAUUACAUAAAUCUUGCCCAAUAGCUCUGCAUUAUUGUUUAGCUAUGGACUGUUUCAAGGUCCAAAUUUUACACUAACUUUGUAGGUCAAUCACCUUGUUUUACUUUGAUAUCAACAACAGCUAUUUCUUGUUGUUUAAUAAAUUUCAUGGCAAUAGUUUGUGUCCUGUAAACUCUAUGUACUUUUUUCUAAUUUUGCAAACAUUACAGAAUCCCGCAUAUGACCGCUGUGUCUUGUUUAACGCUGAGUUUAAAUUGUAUUUAUUUGCCCCGUGAGAAAGAAAAUUAAACGUUUUUCCCUCUGAGACUAUAUUUCUCUAAAACAAAAUUAAGCUUAUCAACACACUAAAGCAUGUUUUUUUACCGCCUUUUGAAAACCAGAAGCCAGAUCAUGAUAUGUGGGAAAAUUAUUGUAAUUUUCAACUCUGGAACUAUUGAUCUCGGUGAGAGAUCACACUCAUAGGCCGAAUUAAUGCUAGAUACACCGUCUAUUUGAACCAUAUUCCUGUAUUUGUACGGGCUAAUGAGAUUAAUUGGUUGUUCUAACACUUAACUUCACAGCGGGUAGGUCGCGGGGGACGGGAUUAUUACAAGGCCUAGACCCCUUAUGUAAACCUGUAAAACUAUACCAUAACAGUUCUGUGGGAAUGGUUCGAAUUUAUAAAGAUAUAUAUUUAAUCUCUAUGGGGAUUACAGAAUUAAAGAUAUUAUUUUCUGACUUCCACCGUUAGGCCCCGUUAAUCCAGUUACAUAUCAGCUGACAGUCAUUAACUUAAAACAGUCAGGUGUGAACACCCCAACGGGGACUUUGUUUCAGAAUCGGUUUGGUCAGUUCACCUGAUUCUGAUUUGAUUGCUUGGAAGACGACGGCGCCUGGUUCUCAAACUGUGAACAAGGUCUGCCGCGAUGGUUUCAAACAAACGACUAAACGCAAAUAUCAAUUAUCCGAAGUCCUAAGUUGGCUUAAGCUGAACCUGCAUGCAUUAAUGAACUUUCAAUGUAAUAGUUAAAAAUAAAUUCAACUUAACACCAAUGCACACUGGCUGAUUGUCUUAAUCUAGAUAUCGUAGCUCGUUCACACCAAAUUGGCGUUAAGAUCGGCAAAACGUAUGUUUCUUUACCUAAAAACUGUGUUCACGUAUGCAGGCAGUGAGUGUAAUUCCUCUUGUCCUCCGUGAACAGUAUAGCAAGAAGAUAAUAUCAGAGCAGAACGCGCGUGGCCUAUUUGUUCAGCAUUGUUCACGAGACACCCUAGUUGAGAUAAGAGAUAGGGAAUAAAAGAGAUAAGUACGGUGCGAUUUAUUCCCAAAUCACCGGUGCUUGACAUAGUAUUUCCCUGAGAUGACAUAUCGAUCUCAGUUACAGAGUACUUUGUGCACAAAAGGGCUACAUCGUUGACGUCGUUUUCACUGGAAAACUAACUUCAUCUUCAAAACAAAAUAUUACCUUUCACUACAAAGUUAUAAAGCAAUUUGUAAGUUUUGCGAAUAACUGCAACAUAUACAAGACCGAUUGUGAACAUUUGGCAAACAUCGGCUCGUCUGGAGCUCUGAUUAAGCCAAAAAAGGUAUGUUCCGAGAGGAAGUCUAAGUCUCGGUGUCGUCAGUCUGAUCUACAGACUAACAAACUAUCAAACGACGAGUACCUCUUGAGGAAACUGUUAGAAGUUUAAUGCUUAAAACAUGAUUCAUCGACAACACUGGUGAUAUUUGUGUGAAACAGGACUCUAUACUUUGUCAUUCGCUACUCCAGACCUGUCUGACGGCAACAAAAGGCGAAUAAAAUUCUGUGUACAAUUCUUUUCAUGGAAGUCGCUCAACUGUGACAAUAAAAAUAGGAACUCUGCGGACGGAGUGCAGUGUACGAUCACAGUUAGGCUUCAAUUCUCAGCCAACCAAGACACGCCCCUCUCCAAUAGGAUGACCGCGGCCAGCCCGGUCAACCAAUCACAGCUUGUUUGUCGCACUAUUGGGCGGGGUUAAUGUCAAACUUAUCCAUAUUCAUGUUUGUUGAGGGCAGACACUGUCGAUUUAAGUACUAGGUCGCUGCAAAUUUUGUUGUAAAGUAGUUUACCGAGCAUCUCAUCAGCACAUCGGUCACACUUAGACGAAAAUUACCCCUAAUCAAGGUGUAGUGGCGAAAGUUGUUAGUUGGAUGUGUGUACGAAGCCGUGCUAGUAUAGACAAGGGGCUAGCAUCACUGUAAUCUACAGCUUCGGUCAGUCUUAACCUUCAAGGAAGGUAAGAAAAUAGCAAUGCUGAACGUGGCUGGUAGUGUGGACCAUUUGGACCAGGACAUGUCCGGUAAAUCGGCUUUCAUGGAACUCCAGCAACAGCCCGUGCCCCCAGCCAUGGGCCAUCACCAUCCCGCCUACCCCAUCCGAUCGUCGUACCCGUCCCAGCACUCUCAACACGAUGGUGUAUUCUCGUCAUCCCAGCACCACAGCAGAGGACACCUGGGCUACUCUUUCCAUGCCAUGAACAGUAUGAGCCAUCCGAGUUACAACACUCCCGCUCAUCAUCACUUCUCAAUGCCCCCGUAUCAAACCCCGUCUCCCCAGAGAGAAGUCUUUUCUCUUCCUACAGCAGAAAAGACUCAAGUAGAAGAGCAACUCCGAAUUAAUGGCAAGGGGAAGAAAAUGCGAAAACCAAGAACGAUAUACUCAAGUCUUCAGUUGCAACAGCUAAAUAAGAGGUUUCAACGAACGCAGUAUUUGGCCUUACCUGAACGCGCGGAAUUAGCGGCAUCUUUGGGUCUGACCCAAACACAGGUGAAGAUCUGGUUCCAAAACAGGCGAUCAAAGUACAAGAAAAUUAUGAAACAACAACAGAACAACCCUGCCGCACCUGGUCAGCAACCUAACAGCCAUCACUCUCCUACAGGACCCCAACAACAGAAUCAGGCUCCUUCCCAGCAACCUCCUCAACCUCACACCCCUCAACACCAACAGGGCAGUCCAGUGGCACCCCAGCAGGCACCACCCAUGCUUCCCCCACCUUCGUCAGUCACACCACCCUCCACAUGGGCAGAUAUGUCUGCUACAGCACAAACUAACUCCUACAUGUCACAAUAUCCCUGGUACACACAGAACGCCAUGCAGCAACAGUCGUUGUUAACAUAACGUCAUGAACUACUUUAUGAACUGGUCUAAAAACGACGCCAUCUGGCGACAAUUACUCUUGUAAUUAAAAUGUGCUGAAAACAGCCCCUGUACCGGACUGGCCGCGUCAAACGGCCAGGGGUUGUGGUGGACAGGGUGGCCAGGUGCGAGCAACCUCGGGAAAACCUGGAAAGUUUAGUACAGGAAAAAGACAAGAGGUGGUAUUUGCCAGGCCGUGGUCACAGAAGGAGAGGAAUGCGGGUUCGGGUGUAUAGAAUGACAUGACAGGCCGUGUUAAGUACAAAACUUGUGGAGGUGUAUGUGUGAUUGCGUAAGAACUGACAUGUGCAUGCAGAUACCGGUAAAGUGUGAGACAGUACAAUUGUAGGUGGCUGUGUUGUUGCCGUGUCAAGGUUUUGACCGCCACGGACCGAGCUGGUCAGCGGAUCGCCAGGAUCUAGCGGUGCCCUUCUCCCGCGAACAAUCCACGACCACAAAACAAUGGUCAGUGUGCGGGAGAUAAGAUAAACACCUCGAAACCCGUGAAAUCUAUGUGUGGGAAAGCGAUCGCAACUGGGACUCGAAAUGCCACAUAUACAAUACAUGGUGUCAACAGCUUUAAAGUGCGUAACACAGGAGUGGCAUUCCAAAAAAACUGUUCUCACUUGAGAAUCCAUAUGUAGAUGUAUACCUCCCAUGAUAGCUGUACACGUCGAAUGGCCAGUCGAGAAACCAUUUCUAUGACAAUUGUCUAGUGAAUUCAGGAAGAACAUGCCGCUAUUAUUCCCGAAAUGACACUUGUUAACGCAGUCUGAAAUCCACGUAUUAAUGUUUUCCAUGUCCUCUGCCUGUAGUUAUGCCUACUACAACGAGUGACUGGUGCAUAAAAAAUUUGUAUUAUAGAGGAACGUAAUAUGUCAAAAUUAAAUUUUGAUGGUGCCUAUAUUAUUUCCUAUAUUUAUUUAAAAGCUUUAAUGUAUACGCAUUUACUUUACGUUAUCAUAGAAUAGAUCGGCGAAACCAUUAUCCUGUAGCGGACUUCAGAAUACAGCAGACUUAAUCUGUGCGUUAAAUGAUCACCUGUUUCUAGAAAAUUUACAGCUGAGAAAAGAGCGGAGAAUGUUUUUAAAAUCCAAACAACAGACGUAUUUGAAUUUGUUUCUUAUGCCAUUUGUUGUCUGCCAAUGGUCAUAGUGUCUGUCACUCUGAACAUACAUUCGUUGUGAAAUUGUUACGUUUAAUUGCUGUUGUAUAUUUUCUGUAAACGAUACCCUAAUCUAUGCGCAUGCUCUGUCUUAUUCGUCUCUUGACGUGUAUUAAACUUCGAUGUCAUAUAUUCAGGCACGGUUCCUGAUUUACUCUUCCGCAUUGGCGGAUUCCGUUAUAAUGAGAAGUUCGUCGAAAAUAAAUGCAUUAAGUGAAACU
Messenger RNA from Liolophura sinensis, 4885 nucleotides. RefSeq names its product homeobox protein DLX-6-like. Gene Ontology annotation, biological process: regulation of transcription by RNA polymerase II. The record is from RefSeq and is a predicted model, not a curated record. The transcript has 3 exons. The coding region runs from base 2615 to 3481 and encodes 288 amino acids. Lineage: Eukaryota; Metazoa; Mollusca; Polyplacophora; Chitonida; Chitonidae. Gene Ontology annotation, molecular function: DNA-binding transcription factor activity, RNA polymerase II-specific; RNA polymerase II cis-regulatory region sequence-specific DNA binding.